This is a messenger RNA of Necator americanus (New World hookworm), 414 nucleotides long. RefSeq lists its product as uncharacterized. The transcript is spliced from 4 exons. The record is from RefSeq and is a predicted model, not a curated record. Bases 1 to 414 code for a protein of 137 amino acids. Gene Ontology annotation, cellular component: plasma membrane. Gene Ontology annotation, biological process: adenylate cyclase-activating adrenergic receptor signaling pathway. Gene Ontology annotation, molecular function: G protein-coupled receptor activity. Lineage: Eukaryota; Metazoa; Nematoda; Chromadorea; Rhabditida; Ancylostomatidae.
AUGACAUCAGCCCGCCGAUUAAGUCAAAUUAGAGACGCCGCCGGAUUUGUUAAGGAAGGACAAAUAGCAUUAGCAGGUCGCGUGAUGAUUAUGCUUUGGCAACCGUUGAACCACAGCUAUGAGCGACUAGAUUCCACGCGAUAUCAAACGCGCUACAAGAAGACAACCGACCCAAUGAGCAGACUUCCUCGCAAAGUUCUUCAAAAAAUUGGAUGCUCUAAAAUGUACGUACUGGUGCAAUUCUGCAAAUCCUGUAAUCCAGAUCCUCAUAUUGAGAUGUUCAUCACAUGGUUAGGAUACAGCAAUUCAGCUAUGAAUCCUAUUAUUUAUACGGUAUUUAACAGAGACUAUCAGAAUGCCUUGAAAAAGCUGUUCACGAGUGGUACAAAGCAUGCAUCUAGCAGAACUGGUUGA